This is a messenger RNA of Porites evermanni, 4150 nucleotides long. Lineage: Eukaryota; Metazoa; Cnidaria; Anthozoa; Scleractinia; Poritidae. The record is from the annotation of a GenBank genome assembly.
AGGAUUUUCGCACUGAGUAGUGCAAAGCUAGCUAGACGUGUCGGCAGCUUCCAAUUCUUCGGGAGAUUGUACGGAAAAGAUGGAAAAGAAUGCUGAAGAAGCUGAAAAGGAAGGAGUCGUCUCGAAAAGAAAUCUGGAGGAUUCGCAGAACGAAGAACACACUUCUAAAGCUAAGCGAAAGAAGCUGACAAAAUCUGGUACAGAUAUACAAUGGAAAUUUUGGUAAGCUUGAUAAUUCGGCUUAAAAUAAGCCUAUAUGCUCUAAUAACUAAUGAAAGACCAGUGAUAAAAAAACCAGGCGUUUUGCAAUCUGCCCUGGAACUUAAAUCUGGACAAAAGCGGUUGCAGAGUUUGCAUUGUUUUUGUGUUAGCUACCGUAUUCUCGAAAACCUUAAUCUUGCUUGCUUGCUGAGAGUGCAUUAAAUUCUAAGCCUUUGAUUGAUGAUAUCAAAAAUUAAGGAAUAGACUACAAGCUAGCGUGGUGUAUUACAAUUGGUUAUCAGUAUGGUCUUAUGACCCUUAUGAUACUAUAUACUGCUCAAUUCUGAAAUAGGACGACUCCUAUGCAAUGCACAACUGUUCGCCCCCAACCCAGACCUCUCCGUUAUUAGUGCCUAUAUUCAUCACAGAUAGCCCAAGCUCGAAAUAUGAGCAUCGGCGAACAUCAGCAUUGUUGCGUAAUGUUAUAUAUUUUGAAUGUUAUGCAACAAUGCCGAUGUUCACCAUUGCUCAUAUUUCCAUCUUGGGCUACCUGUGGAUUCAAAUUAAGAGAUUAGUAUUCACACUAAUGUUGGCUGGAAGAGAUUCAACCUUACCUGGGCUACUUAUCUUCUUGGGAGGGCAGUACUCUCGCCUAGUCCCUAGGUCUCAUUAUUUCCACGCGGGCUAUGCGUUUUUGGAUCAUAUGGUCUGAGUGAUAUCAUCUCAGAUACAUCACUGACAUGAAUAGGCCACUUGCACUAAGAUGUCACGUGACCAAUGCUUCCUUUAAACAAUGAGUUGGACUAUUGCUGAUGCCAAAAAUUGACAGAGCACAUAAAAAUUAUCUUAUACCCAAAAUUUGAGAGGAAACGCAUUUAAGGGAGAUAUUUUAUGGCACUUUGAUUUUUCAACAAAAUAGUAUGAUUUGUAUUAGCCGCCAUGUUGGAGGGCAUACUCUUGCCCUCCAACAUUGCGGCCAAAACUACUUUUUGCUUAUAUCUUGUUAAAAGUUUGAUAGUUACACUCAGAUGUGCUGUAAACUUUAACACAUCAUCUUUUCAACAUUUUCCUUGUAGUUUAAGUGCAAAAUUUGUGUUCAGAAAGAGGUAAUUUAUACAGUUUUAAAAAUCUCAUUUUGGUCACGUGACUAGCUAUGAACUUACUCAUUCUAAGAAAAUGGUGUGAUUUUGAAAAACCAAAUCACUAUUAUUUUGUUUAAGAUAUGACCCACUAAUUGUUUUUCGAAGGCAAAACCAUAUAACUUUCAUUUUCAUAAAAACAAUAUCACAUGACCUCGUAGUGCAAAUGGCCUAUUGACCGAGCAUGUCUGGUACAGUGACUGGGCAAGAGCGGGGGUACUCCCCCCCCCCCCCCCCCAAAAAGGGGGGGGUCCCCCCCCCCCCCCCCCGUCAAAAUCCCCAAAAUCCCUUAGACUUAGAGGGAAACCUGUAAUACUGUGCCUGAACCGAAAUAUAUUAAUAACACAAAAAUUCCCUUGCCUAAUUUCAAGAAUGGAAGCAUUGUAGAGCAAAACCACUAGAGAAAUUUAAACAAAGCCUCCCUUUAACAGCCAAGGCCACUUUUUGGGUUUUCCUAUAACCUCUUGUAAGCAACAAGUGGGCAGAACUAAAAGACCACUGAAAGCCAUACACAGUGUAUCUGUGACAGGUCAAAUUUGAUUUCAGGUUAAUUUUGAUUUAUUAAACUUAGGUUGAUUCUUAAUUUCCUUUGUCUCCUAGCCCUAGUUCAUGAAUAAUUAGGGCUAAGAGACAAAGGAAAAAGGAGAAUCAACCUAGGUUAAAAAAUUUUACCUGAAAUCAUGUUUGACCUGUAACAUAACUAUCUGUUGCACUAGUAUAUGGUACCAUAUGACCAUAAUUAUGUACAGGUGAAGACAAUAAUAAUAAUAAUAAUAAUAAUUAUUAUUAUUAUUAUUAUUAAUAAAUUAUAAUAAAUUAAUUAUUAUAAAAGAACUUGUUGGGACUUCAGAAAAGGUGGCCGCGAUUGCAUAAUAGACAUGACUGCUUGAUACAGGUCAGUUGUACAGUAAUUCAAGGAAACUAUUUCCACGACUUUGGUAAGUGGGCUUCUGGGAGAAUUAUCAUUUAUUUCCUUGGGUUGUUUUGCUUCGGUAACAUUGAGAUCAAAUCAUAUCAUUUACAUUAUGAAGGCAGCAAGGUCGAGCAGUUAGAGCGCUGGACUUGUGAACUUGAAUAAGUAAGUAUUUUAUUAUUAUUAUUAUUCAAAAAUAGAGGGUGACUGCAUAAUAGAGGUUUGAUUCUAAUUGCAAGUAAUGAAUAUUAAUUGUACUGUACUUCUUUCAAAAGAAGAUGACUGUAGUUUUGUUAUUAACUUUGUACUUAAUUCUUGCUAUGUGUAACAUUUCUCAAGGGUCUUGAAGAACUACAGUUUUCAAGAAGGAAGUCUAACCCGUUUAAAGGACAUUCUAGAAUGUGCUGGAAGAGAGAAGGAAGAGUUUGGGUUUAGUACCAAUCUCAAGUUACACACCAUGGGUAGGAUCCUAAGUGAUAUAUGGGAUGGCAAGGUCAAGCGUGUAAGAAGAGGUCCACGUGGUGAUCAAAAGACCCAUUACAUGAACUUGACUCUUAAACAAAAUCGGGUGCAGUCUGUUGAUGGUGACUUGGUGCUUGGUUUUGAAGAAAUGGCUAAAGACGAUUAUGUGCUGCCUAAAGGCUGGUUUAAAGUUGUGGACAACCCAAAGAAGAUCAGUCUAAUACGUCCUGGGACCUGGGAGUUUGAAAAGCGGCGAAUUUUGACUGAAAUAUCAAUGGAAUUGUGUUCAGAGAAAGGAGUUAAGUGUGUAAUCAAAUCCCAUGGAAAUGAAGUAAGUUUGGAGGACUUGAAAUUGCAAAAGAUUUGUGAGGAUUUGCCAGUGACAGCUCAAGCUAAAAUGAUUAUAGAGCUUCUUGAAAAUUCGGGCACUUGCCUUGGCUGUCGUUUUGAACAAGAAAUGAUGUCAAUGGUGCCACACAGAGUAGGAAUGUUCAGAUCAUUAACAGAUCCUGACGCUUCGCCUGAAAGUGGUGCAUUUUCUUCUAAGUGUAAGUUAAUCUCACCAUCAGCUGCUCAUCAAUCAUGUACAUCUUGUUCUUAUCUAAAAAAGCUUGGUGAGAAGAGGAAGGAAAGAAGAGAAAAGAGACCUUCCAUUGACAAGCAUUGCAAUAAACGGUACCUUACAAAGGAAGAGAUUGAGUUGCAACUAAGAGAAGAGCAAAGAAUAAAAAAAAAUAAGCAUCGUCGAGAGUUAUGUCAAAUGAGUGCUUCGGAGAGUGAAGAUGAUGAAAACCAGGAUUCAGAAAGUGAGGACAACAACAGCUCAUCGCCAGAAACCUGUGCUGAGGAGUGGGUGAUAAAAAAUGGCUCAGAAAAGUUGACCCUUUGCCGAAUGUAGGGAGUUAUCUGUUCAUCCACCCUGUUUUUAAUAGAUUUAAGAGGCUUGUUCGUGAUGACAUCUAUAAUGAUGAUGACAGUGGUCAAUGGUUCAUAGUUGUGAUGGUGAUGAUAAAUGAUGAUGUUGACCAACACUUAUGUUUUUAGAGGUUGUGAUGAUGACAAAAAUGAAGAUACAGUUGAACACCUUACAACCAACUCAUUUAUAGUCAUUAUAUCCAAAAUUUUAUGGACCCACUUCAGUCAUGUUAAAAGCAUUCCACUCUAUAUGGAUCGUACGUUGAUGUUGUGAUGGUGAUUUCUAUAAUAAUGGUAUUGGUGUGAUGAUGAUGUUGAUGAUACUGACGAUGAUGAUGAUGGUGGUGGUGGUAGUUGUGAUGAUUUGGUUACAAUACUGGGGACCACACGGAGAGACCUUACCUAAAUUUUUCUGCAAAUUGAAAAAAUUCAUAGAGAUGUUUAAAAGGUCUUACCAGAUACAGUGCUUUUUUUGACACUAGAUCAGGAUUCUGCUUGUUUUUGAGAUUCGCAACAGAUU